CGUAUCCUGCCACGGUGCCAAUCCAAAUCAUCCAUUCAUUACCUACCUACGUCGAUGCCGUACAACCCGCCUUGCUCCAUAUAGGCGAUCAGGUAGCCAGCGCUCCCCUUCCAGCCCUGGUCGCGAAACCCAGCGACCUGCCCUCCCCUUGUCAUCAAUUUGCAAUUCGCGGUGGAGCAGCCGGGUUUCCUUUUUUUUUCGUCGCCAUUUGCCAGCUUGGCCUGACUGAAGCCGACGGGGAGAGAAGGACAUUCAACAUUACAGGACCCUUCCCCUUCUUAUUUCUACCCCCCCUAAUGGUAGAAGGUAUUGGUAUCGGGUAUUGGUUCGGGCCCUUUGUCUGAAGCCACGCAGCUACGGGGCGACUGGAAUCGCAUUCUCGAGUGUCGAGAUCGCCUUUUUUUUUCUUUCUUUUUUCGAAGAACGGGACCCGAGAGCGAAACUCCAUAAUAAUACGCGAACGAGAAAGCAUACCUGGUCGGAAGGCCCUCGUACUACCGCGAAUUCGAUUGUAGACUCGUAACCGAGAACGCUUACGCUUCCUCGUCCUCUGCCUCCCUCUCUAUCCGCCGAGCUAUCUGCCCUUCUCCGACCGAUCCUCCGCGAAUGGCACCUACGCCGUCUCCCUAAGCUCGGCGCCAACAAUGAGCUCUUUAGUCUUCGUCGUGUCCUCUCUCGAGGCCAUCGCCGCGUCCAAGGAUGCGCAGAGGAACAAGCAGCUCGCCGAGCUUGCCGAGACUGCCCUCAAGGCCAUCAAGGAAGAGGGUUCCCGACUGCCCGAACUCGACGUCGUUUUCGCUCCCCUACAGCUAGCUACUAAGACUGGCAGCAGCCAGUUGAUCAAUACCGCCCUCGAUUGCAUACAGAAGCUAAUCUCCUCGUCUUAUUUUUCGUUGACUGUGGCCGCGACCGCGCCGCAGGGGGAAGAUGGCGCCGAGCAGGUCCCCAUGAUCGACCGAGCUAUCGACACGAUAUGCGACUGUUUUCAAGGCGAAACUACCCCCGUCGAUGUCCAGCGGCAUAUCGUGCAGGCCCUCCUAGCCGCCGUGUUAAAUGACAAGAUAGUCGUCCACGGCGCUGGAUUGCUCAAGGCGGUGCGCCAGGUUUAUAAUGUCUUCUUGCUGUCCAGGAGCCCAGAGAACCAGCAAGCUGCCCAGGGGACUCUGACGCAAAUGGUUGGCAUGGUGUUUGAGAGGGUCAAGACAAGGCUGCACAUGAAGGAAGCCCGCACGAACCUGAGAAAGCUGGAGAAGCGCAGUUCCAGCAACGUCACCUUCGAGCAAACCGAAUCCGCCCUCAACGGAAGCGGCGCCGCCGGCGAUGGCGACGUGACACCUGACGAGACCGCGACGGAUACAGCCUCCGAGGUCGCGCUGUCUGGGUCAACGAAGGAAGUGGGUGGCAAGUUGACCCUGAAGGACCUGGAGAGCCGGAAGAGCUUCGACGAUUCCAACCUAGGCGAUGGUCCGACUAUGGUCACGCAGUUAAUCCCCCCCCAAAAGUCGCCGGGAAGGGCUUCGGAGCACACGCAGAGCGAUUCGGCAACCGAAGCAGACGAAACCACCGACUCUCUAGAUGCCGAGGACGAGGUCUACAUCCGAGAUGCCUAUCUCGUUUUCCGAUCGUUCUGCAACCUGUCGACCAAGAUUCUGGGCCCCGACCAGCUGUACGAUCACCGAGGACAGCAUAUGCGAUCCAAACUCAUAUCCCUCCACCUGAUUCGCACCCUUCUCAACAACCACAUGCUCGUUUUUACCUCGCCCCUAUGUACCAUUACCAACACGAAAAACAACGAGUCCAUCGGAUUCCUCCAGGCGAUCAAGUUCUACCUCUGCCUUAGUAUCACUAGGAAUGGAGCUAGCUCUAUAGAUAGAGUAUUUGAGGUGUGCUGCGAGAUCUUCUGGUUGAUGUUGAAAUUCAUGCGAGCGCCGUUCAAGAAAGAAAUAGAAGUCUUUCUCAACGAGAUAUACCUUGCGCUUCUAGCCCGUCGAACGGCACCUCCCUCUCAGAAGGCGUAUUUCAUCAACAUCCUGACCAGAUUUUGUGGUGAUCCUCGCGCGCUCGUGGAGACGUACCUCAACUACGAUUGCGAUUCCCAUGUCGAUAACCUAUUUCAAACCAUCAUCGAAGAUUUAUCAAAGUUAGCCAUCGCGCCCGUACCGAUCACCCCCUUACAAGAGCAACUAUACGAAGAGAGGAACUCGAAUUCGAAUAGCGGCUCAGAUUGGCAACUCAAAGGAAUGCUACCCCCUCCGUUAAACGUGAGAGAUAUCAUGCCCCCUAGUGAGGUGGAAUCCGAAGUGCCCAAGGAGUACACGAUCAAGAGAACAGCUUUGGACUCGCUCGUCGAGGCUUUGCGGUCCCUUGUUAACUGGUCUGUCGUUGGGCGUCCAGACGUCGGUAGCUUGUCGCGUGAUAGUGACAUAAGGGCAUCGGAGGACGUUCGAGAGUCGAUUGACCCUUCAGCCACCGAUAGUAAUCCUCGCUUUGAGUCGCCCAUACCUCCGCCCACCCCCAUUCUCGACGACGACCCGGCUCAAUUGGAGAAAGAGAAGGCCCGUAAAACCGCCCUGCACAACGCCAUCCGCCAAUUCAAUUUCAAGCCGAAGAAGGGAAUCAAGCUUCUGCUCCAGUCAGGGUUCAUCCCGAGCGACAGCCCCGAGGAUAUAGGCAGGUUUUUGAUAUCAGAUGAACGGCUCGACAAGACGCAAAUAGGCGAAUAUCUAGGCGAGGGCGAUGCGAAGAACAUUGAGAUUAUGCAUGCUUUCGUCGACACCAUGGACUUCGCCAGGAGGCGAUUUGUCGACGCCUUGCGACAAUUUCUUCAGUCCUUCCGCCUACCCGGCGAAGCCCAGAAGAUCGAUCGUUUCAUGCUCAAGUUCGCCAAUCGUUACGUGACGGGCAAUCCGAAUGCUUUCGCCAACGCCGACACGGCCUACGUUUUAGCUUAUUCCGUUAUCCUGCUGAAUACCGACUUGCAUAGCAGUAAGAUUGCCAAGCGCAUGAGUAAAGAGGAUUUCAUCAAGAACAACCGAGGUAUCAAUGACAACGCCGAUCUACCAGACGAGUACCUCAUCGGUAUUUACGAGGAGAUCGCCAGUAAUGAGAUCGUCCUGAAGAGCGAGAGGGACGCCGCUGCCGCCGCAGGCAAUUUGCCGGCGCAGCCGUCGGGCUUCGCCGCCGGACUCGGGCAAGCCCUCUCAAACGUCGGUAGGGACUUGCAGCGCGAAGCGUAUGUGCAACAAUCGGAGGAAAUUGCCCUUCGUUCGGAGCAGCUCUUUAAGAACCUAUUCAAGAACCAGCGGAGAAACGCAGCCAAGGCCGGGAUCAAGUUCAUCCCGGCGACCUCUUUCAGGCACGUCGGCCCUAUGUUCGACGUGACCUGGAUGUCGUUCUUUUCCGCGUUUUCAAGCCAGAUGCAGAAGGCGCAGAACCUGGAAGUGAAUAAGCUGUGUCUAGAGGGGAUGAAGCAAGCCAUCAGAAUCGCCUGCCUCUUUGACUUGGCCACCCCACGAGAAGCAUUCAUGUCCGCCCUUAAAAAUGCGACAAACCUCAACAACCCUCAGCAAAUACUCGCCAAAAACGUCGAGGCUUUGCGGGUCAUAUUGGAACUGGGCCAGACCGAGGGAAAUUACUUACAAGAGUCGUGGAAGGACAUCCUCAUGUGUAUUAGCCAGCUUGACCGGCUGCAGCUGAUCACCGGCGGUGUGGACGAAGGGGCCAUUCCCGACGUCUCCAAAGCGCGCUUCAUACCGCCGGAGAGAUCGAGCACAAAUGAUUCUCGAAAGUCUGCCGCUGCCCCUGCGCGACGAAGAAAUCGGUCCAGCUCCGGGUCAAGGGGUUUCUCCACGGAGAUUGCGCUGGAGAGCAGGUCUGACGAAGUUAUAAAGGGUGUAGACCGGAUCUUCAGCAACACGGCAAAUCUCACGGGCGAAGCCAUCGUGCACUUUGCGAAAGCCCUGACCGAGGUGAGCUGGGACGAGAUCAAAGUGUCAGGAUCGAACGACUCCCCUCGUACGUAUAGCUUGCAAAAGAUCGUCGAAAUCAGUUACUACAACAUGACGCGUGUCCGUUUCGAGUGGACCAACAUCUGGGCUGUGCUCGGCGAGCACUUCAACAAAGUAGGAUGUCACAACAAUACCGCGAUCGUGUACUUCGCGCUCGACUCGUUGCGGCAACUGUCGAUGCGCUUCAUGGAAAUCGAGGAGCUUCCGGGUUUCAAAUUCCAAAAGGACUUUUUGAAGCCGUUCGAGCACGUCAUCGCGAACUCGAGCAAUCUGACCGUCAAGGACAUGGCCUUGCGGUGUCUAGUCCAGAUGAUCCAGGCCCGCGGCGAGAAUAUUCGAUCUGGUUGGAGGACGAUGUUUGGCGUGUUUACUGUGGCGGCGCGCGAUCCCAACGAGACUAUCGUGAACUUGGCCUACGAAAACGUGACCCUAGUUUACAAGACGCGCUUCGGCGUUGUCAUCUCACAAGGCGCAUUUACGGACUUGAUCGUCUGCCUGACCGAAUUCUCUAAGAACAUCCGAUUCCAGAAGAAGAGUUUGCAAGCCAUGGAGACGCUCAAGUCCAUAAUACCGAAGAUGCUCAAGACUCCCGAAUGCCCGCUGUCCCACAAGCCCAGUCCAGCCCCCGCGCCGGAGCCCAACGGGGUAAACCCAGCCGACGGGCCGCCGAGACAGCAGAGAGGUACCUCCAUCGAGGAGGGAUUCUGGUUCCCGAUUCUCUUCGCGUUCCAUGACGUGCUGAUGACGGGAGAGGACCUGGAAGUCCGAUCUAACGCAUUGAACUAUUUCUUCGAAGCCCUCCUCCGCUAUGGCGGCGACUUCGCGUCGGACUUCUGGGACAUCUUAUGGAGGCAGCAGCUCUAUCCCAUCUUCAUGGUCCUACGUUCGCGGCCCGAGUUAACCAACGCCCUCAAUCACGAGGAGCUAUCCGUGUGGCUUUCCACCACCAUGAUUCAAGCUCUACGAAACAUGAUCGUUCUCUUCACCCACUAUUUCGACGCCCUGGAGUACAUGCUCGAUCGGUUCCUCGAGCUGCUUGCGCUUUGCAUCUGCCAGGAAAACGAUACCAUCUCCAGGAUAGGCAGCAACUGCCUGCAGCAGCUGAUCUUGCAGAAUGUGACGAAAUUCAACGAUGCUCACUGGGCCCUCAUCGUCGGCGAGUUCUGCGAGCUGUUCGAGAGGACAACGGCCUACCAACUCUUCUCCGCCACUACGAUAAACGCCCCGUCUGCACUGUCGCCACCGCCGGCCAGCCUAGGGUUUGAGGUGCCUCUCACUCCAACAGAAGAAUCGCCGACGGACGAAAGGUCGUUGAAGAUCACCAGCAGCGACAAACAAGGGACUCUUCCUAAAGCAGACUUAACCUCUGCCGCAGCUCCCGACAAUACCGAUACGGAAGAUUCCCUGCGCACGCCGACAAACGGCACGGUUCCAUCCCGCCUCGAAGACUACAAGCCUACAUCCUCGCUACAGCAACAGCCCGUCGUGGUUACGGCGGCCCGGCGACGCUUCUUCAACCGCAUAAUAUCCCGUUGCGUGCUACAGCUUCUCAUGAUCGAGACCGUCAACGAGCUCUUCUCCAACGACUCGGUAUACGCCCAGAUCCCGUCGGCGCAGCUGCUGCGCCUGAUGGCGCUCUUCAAGAAGUCGUUCCUCUUUGCCCGGCGAUUCAACGAGGACAAGGACCUGCGCAUGCGGCUGUGGCGCGAGGGGUUCAUGAAACAGCCGCCAAACCUGCUCAAGCAGGAGAGCGGCUCGGCGGCGACGUACAUCCAAAUCCUGUUCCGGAUGUUCGCGGACACGUCGCCGUCGCGGGCGGAGAGCCGGCCGGAGGUGGAGAAGGCGCUGGUGCCACUGUGCAAGGACGUGAUCCGGGGCUACCUCGCGCUCGAGGAGGAGUCGCAGCAGCGCAACAUCGCGGCGUGGCGGCCGGUGGUGGUGGACGUGCUCGAGGGCUACUCGACGUGGCCGGACAAGGAGUUCAGCGAGCACGUGCGCGCCUUCUACCCGCUCGCCGUCGAGCUGCUGGGCAAGGAGCUCAGCCCGGACCUGCGGGGGGCGCUGCUCGCGGUGCUGCGCAAGGUCGGCGAGGUCGAGCUCGGCAUCGAGGGCAUGGCGGCGAGCGGGCGCAGGGACAGCGUCCUCAGCGUCAACGCCAACGCCGCCGCCGGUGGCGUCCACACCGCCGAGCUCGAGGUCGGCGAGGUCGGCAUGGGGGGCCUGAAGGCGUGAGAGUGGUGACCUGAGGGGAAA
Durotheca rogersii is the source of this 6260-nucleotide messenger RNA. RefSeq names its product Sec7-domain-containing protein. The coding region runs from base 645 to 6239 and encodes 1864 amino acids. Gene Ontology annotation, molecular function: guanyl-nucleotide exchange factor activity. The transcript is spliced from 2 exons. Lineage: Eukaryota; Fungi; Ascomycota; Sordariomycetes; Xylariales; Xylariaceae. The record is from RefSeq and is a predicted model, not a curated record. Gene Ontology annotation, biological process: regulation of ARF protein signal transduction.